GCGGUGCAGGCCGCGGGCAGCCGGAGCAGUAGCAGUAGCAGCGCCAUGCCGUUCGUGGAGCUGGACACCAGCCUGCCGGCCGAGCGGCUGCCGCCGGGGCUGGCGCAGACCCUGUGCGCCGCCGCCGCGGAGAUCCUGGGCAAACCGGCGGAGCGGGUGAACGUGACGGUGCGGAGCGGGCUGGCCAUGGUGCUGUCGGGCUCGGCCGAGCCCUGUGCCCAGCUGGCGGUGUCGUCCAUCGGCGUGGUGGGCACGGCGGAGCAGAACAAGGCGCACAGCGCCCGCUUCUUCGAUGUCCUGACGGCGCAGCUGGGCCUGGGCCCCGACCGGAUUGUCAUCCGCUUUUACCCUCUGGAGCCCUGGCAGAUUGGCAAGAACAGGACAGUCAUGACAUUCCUGUGAUCCUUGGAGCAGCUGCUGGAGCAAAGCCAGGAUGAAGGCAACCCAGAGAUGAUCAGCUCUGUCUGUCUGUCUGCUUGUUUCCUCUUGUGAUCCAAUCUGUGUAGCUCGAUUCACUUUUGUAUUUGCGUCCUGUACACACAAAGUUCAAGACUGAGGUAAUCAGCUGAUUUUACUGAAAUAGUUCAAAGUCUUUGUUUCAAGUUCAGGCCUAGACAAAGCUGCUUGUAGCAGUAAAAAGUUUAAUUCUAGAACAUUUGGCUUUAUUCAGGACCAGAGAGGUUCUGAGGUUUAUCUAGUUUUUCUUAUAAUUCGCAAGGCAGAAAAAAUCCUUUUUUCUGUUUCUGUGUGGCAGCAGAAGAGUCUCAGGCCAGUGAAGAUGACCUGGAAGUCAAAUUCUUUUCUUUUUUCAGGCUCCCCUGAAAGCCCUUUCUGGAAAGAGGGGUGAUUAUUGGGAGAGAAGUUUAGGCAUUGAAGAAUCAUAUCAGAUCUUGUGCUCUGUGCUCUGCCCUUGCCUCCUCCUGUGACUGCUCCCACAAAUUGUCUUGUUCACAAAGUUUCCAGGGCUCAAUGUCUGUCUGCUGAUGGCAGUGGCUGGAGGAGAGAGUUACUGCUGAAUACCUGAACUGUGCCACCAGAAAAUAUUUUGAAGUUUCUGCUACUGCCAGCUUUAAUUCCUGUUAUUCACUGCUUGUCCAAAGUCCUUUUCCUUGCUGUUAUGGGGAGUUCUGGGAUGAUAACAGCCUCUCAUUGUGAUCUGUGGCUGAUGUUUCUGGCUCACUUUCCCUGCAGAGAAGUGUUUUGGGUUUUUAGGACCCAUAUACUCCCUCACUUUGUAAGUAGAAUACACAGGGCAUUUCAUUAUAACUAAAGCAGGGUACUUUUUGUGUACAAUGUUGCCUCUGCCUUCUGCUGCUAAUAAAAUUAUUUAUCAGUU
This is a messenger RNA of Melospiza melodia melodia, 1336 nucleotides long. RefSeq names its product D-dopachrome decarboxylase-like. Bases 46 to 402 code for a protein of 118 amino acids. Gene Ontology annotation, molecular function: phenylpyruvate tautomerase activity. The transcript is spliced from 3 exons. Lineage: Eukaryota; Metazoa; Chordata; Aves; Passeriformes; Passerellidae. The record is from RefSeq and is a predicted model, not a curated record.